Messenger RNA from Diabrotica virgifera virgifera (western corn rootworm), 5468 nucleotides. RefSeq lists its product as uncharacterized. The record is from RefSeq and is a predicted model, not a curated record. The coding region runs from base 152 to 3577 and encodes 1141 amino acids. The transcript is spliced from 4 exons. Lineage: Eukaryota; Metazoa; Arthropoda; Insecta; Coleoptera; Chrysomelidae.
AUACGUCAACGUCAAAUUUAAAUCAAAAUCAACUAUCAAACAAACCGUUUAGAAUUUGUCCGUUUUAACAAGUUUUUCAACAAGUUUUUUCACAUUUUUUAAGUUUAUACUAUACUACAGGAAUAAGAAGACUAAACAACAAUUUUUGACAAUGGAGGAGCCGGUUAUAAAGAAGAAAAGCAAAAGGAAGAUACGAAGUACACAAGAUUUCAAUGAGUUUAACAGGAUGAGUUUACUAACCCCUUCCUCAACAAGUAAUCCCUUAACAAAGUCUGUUACAAAGAAAAAGAACAACCUUUUUUAUUUGCCUAAAGUAGAUUUAAAUCUGAGUGGAGGAUCCAAAGAAAAUUGCUCUCCAAACAUAGUAGGAGACACAGAGACCGUUGUCAAAAAAUCGAAGAAGUCAAGAUCAAGAAAAAAGUUGGAUUCUUCUGAAGAAAGCAAAAAAGAUAAUUCUGAAAUCCAACCACAGCAAACAAAAAGCGGAAAAGUAAGCGAAGGAUUUUCAACAGAAGAAGAUAAAAGAGACUCAGAAGUUGAGUUCAAGAAGAAACGUAGGAGGAAGAGGAAAAGUAAGACAAAGUCUGGGGCCCAAUCUUCUUCGGAAAUAAGUUCAAAUGAGAAUGAAGUUCCACAAGCACCAACUGACUUAUUUUCCAAUAACAAAGGUGAUAUCCUCGAUGAAAUCAAAGUUCCAGAAGGCAAAGUGUUGAGUGUAAGAAAAAGUAAUAGGAUUAGUCAAGGUUUGCCGAAAAUUACACUUACAGAAGAAUAUGACAGUCCACAAAAGAUAGAUCAUACACUUAAUAAACAACUUAAAGAACAUGGAAACAAAGCAAAUAAUUGUUUUGUUUUACAAAGAGGUGCGACAUUUAUUCAGGAUACACCUAGCAAAAGUCUUGUUACUAAAACUCCAAAAAAGACAGUUGGAAUGUCUAAAAUUUCUAAUUCUGUUACUGUCAUUGAUAAAUCAUUAAAGAGGAAAAGCUCAAUUGCACGAAAAAGCGAUAAAUUUUCUGAGAAACAACCUCAAGAAGACAUUGAAGAAUACUUUAGAAACAUUAACAACGGGUUGAGUUUAAGUGAACAUUCUAGUGAAAAUAUUGACGAGAAUAUACCAACACAGAACAAUUUCACACACAUUUCGAAGAACAUUAUAGUUACUCACCCCACCCCUAACAAAGGGAAAACUGCCUAUAAAACUCCUUUAAAAUUAAAUGAUGCACCUAGUAAUCUUCAGUCUGUUAAUAAUAGUGAUCGGAGAAGCUCUGUUUUCAGAAAAAGUGUCCACCAAAGUCCUCUUAUGAGGAAGAAAGAAGAAAAACCAAUGCUUGACGAUACAUUUAACAUUCAUGACUCUGUAUUGCAAAAUUUGAGAUCUAGUUCUAAGAAAAGUAUCAGAUUGAGUCGCAACACACCAAAUCUUGCUAAAAAGCAGGAAAGACUCACUUUUGAUAAAAAAGAUAAUGAUGAAGAUAUUGAGCCAAUAAACACGAGUCCACUUGUCAAAACAAGCACCCGUUUAAGUCAUGUUACACCCAAAAAUGCUAAGCAGGAGGAACAACAAUAUAUAAAUGAGCUUGAUAUUAUAGUUGAUAAUGAACUAACAGCCUCUAGAUCGGCUUUAAAGAAAAAUAACAGACCCAAUGGUGAAAAUAUUGAGUCACCAAACACAACUGCAGUUGGCAAAAGAAGUAGUCGUCUUCUUCAUGCUAUACCGAAGGUUACUAGACAGGAAGAACAGGUUAUAAUUGAACCAUAUGUUAUGGAUGAAACUAAAAUGACAGCUUCUACAUCAACUUUAAAGAAACGUAACCGAACAAACACUGAAAAUAUCGAGUCAACAAAUAGGAGUGCUCUUGGCAAAAGAAGCAUCCGUUUUAGUCAAGAAACAUCAAAGAAUAUAAAACAGGAAGAGGAGCAAUUAAACGAGCCUUAUAUUAAGGAUGAUAAUGAAUUGCCAGCUUCUAGGUCAUCUGUAAAGAAAAGUAACAGAACUAAGAUACAUGACAACAUAAAUGAUAUUGAUAAAAGCAGUAGGAAUGGUUCUAUUUUAAAAAGAAAGAGCAGCAGUAGAGGUACGGAAGGUAUAGCUCUAACUCCAAUAAGUUCUGAGUAUCUAUCGGAUGACGUGUUUACAAGUCGUGAAAAUUUGAGCGAAACUGUGGAUAUCGGGAUACUAGAAAAUGCAGAAAACGACGGAGAUACGUUUGAGUUGGAAAAUAGCAUUUUCGUGCUUUCUGAGCUACCUGUUGUGAACAAUGCCAGUUCUGAACAAGCCAGAAGAUCAAAAUCUUUGUGUGGUCCUUCCAAAAGCAAAUCAGUAAGCUUCAUGACUCCUAAUUUGAGGUCAAAACGUAAAACCAGUGAGGUUCAGCCAUCGUCCAGUGAAUCUAUGAAUGUAACUCCUCCAAAUGGGGAAGCCCUUGGUCCAUCGUUGUGGUAUGCUCAGGAAGGUUCGAAAAUAUACCCUAAAUCACCACAUUCGUCGAAAGUUUCUUCCAGUUCUUUCUAUAAGAGUACCGGGAGUCUUUCUGAAACUGGAAGUUCAAAAUCAGUAGAUGAAAGUAGUAGUUUACAUCGUCCUCCUAGUGAGUAUGUAUGUAAAAAACGGAAAACAUGGAAUAGAUCUUUGGGAGUGUCUAUUCUAGAUGAUUCAGGUAUAUUGCACUCUGUAUCCCCUCCUUGGGAAGACACAGCACUACUAGAUAGUUCAGGUAGCUUUGAGCCUCAAGCACAUACAUCAAAAACUAGUCUGAGUCCUAUAAAACACAUAGACUCUCCAAAAGAGUCCUUCAUAAAUUCAACUAAAAAAUCAAAUUCUACUAAGAAAGUACCAAGGACCGAUCGACAGUCAAGUCCAAGAAAAUCAACAGUACUAUUUACCGAAACUAUUAGUCCGAUAAAACAAGACACCCAAAAACAUCUUAGAUUCGACGAGACAGCCGAAACAAAUAAACAAAACAAAAGUGGACUAAGGAGGAUAAAACUACCCAACUUUGCAAGAAUCCAUCAAAAAGCGUAUGAUAAAUUGGAAAAUCUGAAAGAAAUGAGUGAAAGAAAGGCACUGAGGGCGCAACAGUUACUGUCUGGAAAGAAACCGAAGCCAGAAACAAGUUUAACAGUUUCAUCGUCAAAUUUGAAAAUCAAGUCACCUACGCUGAAAAUAAAAUCUCCCAAGAGCAGGAAAUUGUUGAGGUACAGUCCCAAAAAGAGUCCCCUUCAAAAACCAAAGAAACUGGAACAGAUGACCUCAAACAUGUUGAUCAGCAAGACCAAAACAAAAGUCACCCCAUCCAAGUCGAGCGUUAGGAUUGUAAAACCCGUAGAAAAGAAAGUAGUCGUAUCCAAAAUUCCCAAAGCUGUAAUGGCCGAAAAGAAAGGCUUAUCCAGGUUGGGAUUCAAAGCUGGUCCUGCGGGUAAUACAAAGGGCUCAAGAGUAGAACAGAUAAAAGCAGCAGCGAGCAAAGCGCAGCCGAAGAGGAAUUCUUUGGAAAAUAGAAGGGAGGUUGUUCAGAAAGUUAGAACCAACAGGAGGUUUGAAUUAUUAAUGAAGAUGAGGAAUGCUAAUGGGUAAUCAUUAGCUUCUAUAUUCAUUUUACUGUAUAUAUAGUCUAAGAUCCGAAUCUAGGUCGACCUUCACCCAUCUGCUUUGGGGCCGUCCAUUAAUCACGUGAUGUUUUUUUUGGCAUUUUUUAACCCCCCUCCCCAUUGGUGAUACAUGGUGAGGUUUAAGACCUACCCCCCUACCCCCUAUAUCACGUGUAUUUUUUAGGAUCUACAGGAUCUACUAGGUAGAUAAGUAUCAUCUAUUUUUUUUUAUAAAAAAUUAAAGACUACAAUAAUAACGUUUAGAGGUAGACAGAAAGGUUGCAGGCUGUUUUUGACUGACAAAAAUAAUGAAAAAAAUGCGAAAAACAUUUUUGUACUAAAUUAGUAUUAAAUAAAAUACUAAAUGUAUUAUACAUAAACAUUAUUUAAUGUACGGUAUCCUCGGAUCACUAAUGAGCAAGACUUUUUUAACACCAAUAACUGGAUAAGCAUCUAGCAAGUCAGUUGUUGGCACAGUGCUUUGUGUUGAAGAUUAACAUCAGUUUCAUCAAGCUACUCGGCGUCAUUAUUUUCGCGCACUACGCAGAGAAUCUCUCGAUCUACCGUUCGAUCGUCGCGUGAGGAUGCAGGAAGGACGAACAUUGUGCAUCUCUAGAGUGUUAUUGCUCGGAUUCAGUUGCUUGUGACAAGUAUUCACAUGCGCUUUAGCUAUUUUCUUUGUACAGAAGUCCAGUGCACACCGCUGGCAUGUCCUUUCAAAAAUAUCUGAUGAUCCUUCUGCAGGCUAGGGCAAUACAGGUCAUAAAUCAAUUUGCCGAAGCCUUCAUUCUUCUUCUUCAAGUCCGUCUCCUAUCGGAGGUUGGAAAUCAUCACAGCUAUUCUUAUUUUACUGGCGGCUGCCCUAAAUAGGUCGAUGGAACUGCAGCCGAACCAUUCCCUUAGAUUUCUUAACCAAGAUAUUCUGCGCCUACCGAUACUUCUCUUACCCCUGAUUUUACCCUGAAUGAUCAGUCUCAGCAGCGAGUAUUUGUCACCUCUCAUAACAUGGCCAAAGUAUUCAAGCUUUCUUCUUUUAACAGUAAGUACAACUUCACAUCCUUUUCCGAUCCGACGUAAAAUUUCGGCAUUCGUCACGUGGUCCACCCACGAUACAUGGAGCAUUCUACGUUAACACCACAUCUCAAAAGCUUCAAUGUUUUUAAUGCUGCCCAUCUUGAUGGUCCAUGACUCAACUCCGUAUAAUAAAGUGGAGAAGAUAUAACACCGCAGCAUACGCACUCUCAGAUCAAGAUUUAUGUCACGACUACAGAGAAAUACUUUCAUCUUGAAGCCUUCAUACGUUGGAGUAAUUUCGAGAGACCGUCGCAGAAGAAAUGGAGCAUAAUGGAUCUUGUCAUCAUGCUCUUGAGGCUCUGGAAUAUAUAAGCCACCGGACGACUGCAAAAUCGGGUAAGGAGGUAUAACGAAGCGUUCCGAAAGAAUGAAUCGUAUAGAACUCCGCAUAUUAUAUACCUAAAGCAAAUAUUGACUUUCUCACACACGCUCGCUAUACCACUGCUGGGAAGACAGAUCUGGAAUAAAACUUUCAACAAUGUUAGCUGGCUUGACAUACUCUGCUACGACGCCAUGGCUGUCAAUAACCAUAUUACUCCAUACUUCUGAGAGAACUUCACCAACCUUAUAAAAAUUCUUUUUUUCAAGGUCAUGAUCUUUUGUUCUCCCUUGUUCAUCCAAAUGAGUUCCAUAAGAAUCAUGCGAAAGUGUAAGUCCAGAUAAUUCCCGGCUGAAAGGCGCCAUUCUUCUCUCAACGCGAUUGAACGCGCUUAUACCAGGUGCAUUUGUAAAGAUAAAUAUUGCUCUAGAUCAUGCUUGACAAAGUUGUGUAGGGCAUGGGCAAUACUUUUGAAGUAUUAAUA